AUGGAGUUGGGUGAAUUGAUCAACGGGACCACAGUGAAGGAAUUCAUUUUGCUGGGAUUUGGCAUCGGGCAACAGGAACGGUUCCUGCUCCUCAUCUUUUUUACUGUUCUCUAUGUGAUCACAUUGGCUGAAAACUUCAUCAUCAUUGCGCUGGUACUUCUAGAUGCCCACCUGUCCCGGCUUCCCAUGUACAUCCUGCUGAGCAACUUCUCCUGGCUGGAGAUCUGUUACGUGACCAUCACUGUGCCUCGUAUGAUCUUUGACCUGGCAUCUCCUCAGGGGAUCAUCUCUUUCAGGGACUGCUUCCUCCAGUUCUACCUAUUAUUUUCUCUUGGCACUAGUGAAGAUCUCUUCCUCUCAGCCAUGGCCUUGGAUCGGUACUUGGCUAUCUGCCACCCACUGCGCUACCCACAAAUCAUGUCCAUAAAUUUCUGCUGUGCUCUGGUGGCUGCUUGUUGGGUCCUUGGCUUCAUGGCCUAUGUUGUUCCAAUGACUAUGAUCUUGAAGUUGUCGUUCUGUGGCCCCAACAUCAUUGACCAUUUUUUGUGUGAUGCUGGGCCCCUCUUGUCCCUGGCCUGCCCACCACUUGGAGCUACUCCCUUUGUCUGUCAGAUGUUUGUCAAUACUUUUGUUUUAAGCAAUGUCUUAUUUGUUGUGCUUUCCUACGGCACUGUGAUUUUCACCCUGAUGAAACCCUCUUACCAAGGUAGUCGUAAGAAGGCCUUCUCCACCAUAUCCUUCCAUCUGAUUGUAGUGACACUUUUCUAUGGCUCUGUGGCAGGAAUGUACAUAUGUCCAGAGGGUGAAAAUCAGUCUGAGGUCUCAAAGGCUGUAACGCUCUUCUACACUUCCAUUACACCUUUUCUCAACCCCAUGAUUUACUGCUUGAGGAAUGAUCAGGUGAAGGAGGCUCUGAGCAGGCUACGGAGAAGAAAGGUGUCAUUAUUGGGGAGAAAUAUGACAGUAUAA
Messenger RNA from Eublepharis macularius, 969 nucleotides. RefSeq names its product olfactory receptor 11H6-like. Bases 1 to 969 code for a protein of 322 amino acids. The record is from RefSeq and is a predicted model, not a curated record. Gene Ontology annotation, biological process: G protein-coupled receptor signaling pathway. NCBI's taxonomy places the organism in Eukaryota, Metazoa, Chordata, Lepidosauria, Squamata, Eublepharidae. The transcript has a single exon. Gene Ontology annotation, molecular function: G protein-coupled receptor activity; olfactory receptor activity. Gene Ontology annotation, cellular component: membrane.